Dracunculus medinensis (Guinea worm) is the source of this 393-nucleotide messenger RNA. Lineage: Eukaryota; Metazoa; Nematoda; Chromadorea; Rhabditida; Dracunculidae. The record is from the annotation of a GenBank genome assembly.
AUUUUCAUGGUCAUAUUUUUAGCCAUGAAAUGGAGAAAUUUCUUUAUCGGCGCAGGCAUUCCAGUUGCUAUUGCUACUCGGUAUUCUAAGACAUUUAGCGAGCAACGAAUACACUUUUCAAUGCUUGAUGAAAUUGAUAAAAAUACACUUAUACAGUUAGGCGUUACCGCUAUUGGUGAUCAGGUGAAUGAUAAUUCUAAAAUUUAUAGAAAUGUUCGGUAUAUGUACUCGAAAUUUUCAAAAUUUUUUAAAAUUAUUUUCCCAGCCUCACCAUCCAAUCAGUCUUUGGCUCCCGAUCGAGAUGACAUUUAUCAUGUGCGUUUGCCUACUGGUAACACACCUAAAACAAAGGCCAUAAUGAAAAAGCAUGAUAUGUUGCGGACAGCUGGUUAG